GAAAAGCAUCCCAAUUCACCAAUGACUGCAAAGCAAAUAUUGGAAGUAAUUCAGAAAGAAGGGUUGAAAGAAACAAGUGGCACUUCUCCAUUAGCUUGUCUGAAUGCAAUGCUUCAUACCAACACUCGUGUUGGUGAUGGGACAUUCUUCAAAAUUCCUGGCAAGGCAGGACUCUACGCACUCAAGAAGGAAGACACUACAUGCCCAGCAGAUGGAACAUUGGAUUUAAGUUGUGAAUCUGAGUUGGACAGCACUGAAAUGGCUGAGACUAACAAUAGCAAUGGGGAAGAAAAUGGAGUUUGUCCUAAGCAAGCACCUGAAGAACUGUCUUCCAUUCGGGACUCAAGCCUUACAAAUGCACCAAUGCAAAGCAAACUAGUGUCUUCCUUUCAGCAGCAUACCAAAAAGGCACUUAAACAGGCUUUGAGACAGCAGCAGAAAAGAAGAAAUGGAGUCUCAAUGAUGGUAAACAAGACUGUUCCUCGUGUUGUUUUGACACCAUUAAAGGUGUCUGAUGAGCAGUCGGAUUCACCUUCAGGGUCUGAAUCUAAAAAUGGUGAAGCAGACAAUUCUGAUAAAGAAAUGAAACAUGGGCCAAAGUCUCCAACUGGAAAACAAAUGAGCCAGCAUUUAAAGAGAUUAAAAAAAUCUGGUUUAGGACAUUUGAAAUGGACCAAAGCCGAGGACAUUGAUAUAGAAACACCAGGAUCUAUUCUUGUGAAUACCAACUUGAGGGCUUUAAUAAACAAACAUACAUUUCUUUCAUUACCUCAGCAUUUCCAACAAUACCUCCUGCUUUUACUUCCAGAAGUAGAUAGGCAGAUGGGAAGUGAUGGAGUUUUGCGCCUCAGUAGUUCCGCUCUAAAUAAUGAAUUCUUUGCAUAUGCAGCACAAGGGUGGAAACAGCGAUUGGCAGAAGGAGAAUUUACACCUGAGAUGCAGUUGCGCAUCAGGCAAGAAAUUGAAAAGGAAAAGAAAACAGAACCCUGGAAAGAGAAGUUCUUUGAAAGAUUUUAUGGAGAAAAGUUGGGGAUGUCAGUGGAAGAAUCUAGGAAGCUUACAUCAGUACAAAAUAAUGAAGACGAUAAUAAAUCCCUCUCUGGUUCUUCGGAUUUGCCUGGUCCUUCAAGAGAGCCCUCUUUUGAUGAUCACGAAGAAAAGAGCAACCAGUCACCACUCUUGCCAGAGAGAGAUUUCUGUCAGGCACUUUGCAACAUGGAGCAUGUUCCUGCCAAGGAUCUAAUGGCAGAAACAGAAGACAUUUUGAUUCCAGAAGAAUCCAUUAUUCAAGAAGAGAUUGCUGAGGAAGUUGAGACAAGUAUUUGUGAAUGUCAGGAAGAGAACCAAAAAGAACAUGUGAAUUCAGAACGACCAGUUAGUCCAGUUGGUACAAAUGAAGAAACAGAUCCUUUACCGCUUACAGGGAAUUCUGAAUCAUUUAUUGUGAUGAAUGAUGUAUUAAGUCCAUUAUCUCAUGUUGAAAUUAAAGAAGAGGAAAGAUUGGAGUAUCCCCAGGAAGAAAUGCCAGUCAUAACAAAUCAGAUAGAAAGCAGUUUAUCACCUUCACAAUCUGCUUCUUCCUCAAAUUCUGUUAGUAAUGUGGAAGAAAAAGAUUUGGAAUCCAUAAAAGAACUUAGUCCUCAUGGAAAAUAUUCCCCUGUCCUUAAUGGUUCCUUAUUCACUGGCGGAGGUGUUGCAGUACAUAUGGAAUUGCAGAGUAACCCUGAUGAACUGUCAUCUGAAAAUGCCUGUAUUUCUGAAACAUCUUUUUCUGCUGAAAGCCCAGAAGAACCAUCUGCCAGUUUUGCAUCUCCUGGAGGUGACACCCAGUCUACUUCAGAGGAACCUUCAACACCAGUGUCUCUUGAAACUGUGUGCUCAUCAGACAUGUCUUGCACUGAAACCACUGAAACUGAUACUCAACAAAAAUCUGUUGAUGAUAAUCUGAAUACAUCUUUAAUUUCUGAAAUAUCUCCACUGCCAGCCUCACCUGUAACAUCAGAAGCAUCUCUGUUGUCAAAUUUGCCCCUAACUUCAGAGGCAUCACCAGCUUCUAAUUUACCUUUACCGUCAGAAACUUCCCCAAUGUCUGAUUUGCCCUUGACAUCUGAAACUUCUUCAGUGUCUUCUGUUCUUUUAGCUUCUGAAACAUCUCAUUCAAAUAGUUUACUAUUACCUUCAGAAGCAUCUCCACUUUCAAAUUCGCCAGUGAGUGAAAGAUUUAUUCAGCAAAGAAAAUCGUUGUGUUUGUCUGAAGAAUCCUUGUCACCUCUGAAAGAAGAAACCUGUGGCAUUCCUAAUAUUCCACAAGAAGAUAAUAUUCCAUCACAACAAAAUUCAUUUCAAGGUGUACCUGAUGCUAUGAAAGCUGUCAUAUCUGAACCUUCAAUAACAGAAGGAUCCCAGUCCAGAAAUCUUACUAAUCAAACCUGUAGGUCUCAAACUGAAAUAGAGAACCGUUUCAUUUCUCCUCUUGCAGAAAGCUCUUCUCCAGAAGUGAUAAAAAUGAGAAAUCAUGGUAGCCAGCAAGGAUCUGAAAAUAAAAGUGCAAUCUCUCAACUGGAAGUAUCUGUCUUAACGGAAGUAGCAGAAUGCAAAAAUAUUGAAUCUCUUCCAUCUAAGUCUCAUGCUAAGUUAUAUACCUCAGCAUCAUCUUUAGAAAUUGGCAGAAAUAAGUCUCAUAAACUUCAAGGGACUGUACAGAAUCGGUUUGAAAGUUCCUAUUCUUCAAAAUCAAGUGAAGUUACCAAGUCACCUGAAGUAAGAAAUGAAAGCAGGGACCUGGAGAUUCCAAAGAGGAAAACAGCUGAACAUCACAAUUUUGGAAUCUGUAGAGAGAAGAGGGCUAGAAUUGAAGAUGAUCAGACCCAUCGUAAUUCAUCAACAAAUUCAUCUGAAAGAGAGCCACCACCUAGAGAAGAACCCAGAGUCCCACCCUUAAAGAUUCAGCUCUCAAAAAUUGGCCCACCUUUUAUCAUCAAGAGCCAGCCAGUCUCCAAACCAGAACCUAAGGCUACUCCAAGUACCUCUGUGAGCAGUGGGAGAAACACGGGGGCCAGAACUCUUGCAGAUAUCAAAGCGAGGGCCCAGCAAGCCAGAGCUCAGAGGGAAGCAGCAGCAGCUGCUGCAGUUGCUGCAGCUGCAAGCAUUGUUUCUGGAGGGCUAGGGAGCCCCUGUGAAGGUGGGAAGACCCGAACAUUGGCCCACAUCAAGGAGCAAACAAAGGCCAAGUUGUUUGCAAAGCACCAAGCAAGAGCCCACUUGCUCCAGAACAACAAGGAAAGCAAGUCUCAGCAGGCCUUGAAAGAAGCGCCAUCAGUUGUGGAGAUCUCUAUGGCUUCGGAAACAAAGAUUGAAGGAUCUACUGGUGUAAUUAUAGUUAAUCCUAACUGUCGGUCUCCUAGCAACAAAUCUGCUCACCUUCGUGAAGCUACUGCUUUGCUGCAGCACUCUCUUAAUGCCACUACUUUGCCAGAAACUAGCACUGAUAUCCCUGUUCAAAAUUCUGAUGAAAGCAUAUCUGUGCCUCAUUUUUGUGAGAAAAUGCUAUCUUCUACCUCUCCAGAAAGUAUUUCAGUCCUAUAUAACAAAAACUCAGUUCCUGGUUCUGUGUGUAGCACUGCUAAGUCAGGAACAAUUAAGGAACUUUCUUUUGCAGGUGCAGUUGAUAAGCCCUCUGUUUUAAUGUCUGUUGAAAGUACAGACGCAAAGACUAGCAAUAUAACUAUGCUGAAAUCCGUCCAAGGGGCUGACAUGCCAUGCGUUGCUAUUGUGCCAAAAUGUCAUGAAAACUCUGGUCCUCCAGCCACAGCCAACACUACUGUCUUGUCAGAUUCCUUAGAGGAGAAAAUAUUACCAAUGCCAAGUAGCAAUGCAACUAGUGCAAUUUCAAGUCAGUAUACCACUGUGCCAACUUCAUCUAUUGCAAGUAAUUUAUCAGAUCACCUGUCUGGCAGCUCUGUUUUGAUUCCUCCAGGGGGAUCUAUAAGUAGAUAUCCUUCGGAUAAGAUAUCCCUAACUGGGUGCAGUGACCCAAGUGCUUUGUCAAACAACAUCUCUGUUAGGGCAGCUUUACAUGGAAAUGAGGCACUUUCAGUAGGAGAUUCCAUUGGCAGGACUUCCAUUUCUAUAUUUGCCAGCAGCAUGAUGACUGUAAAUUCUUAUGAUAAUUCCACCAAAAUUAGUGCUGAUGGCAUAGAAAGAAAUUUGGGGAUGAGAAGCCGUUUAGAUAUGCCUGGUAAACCUUCAGUAGGAUAUAUACAGGCACCUGCAAAUAGAUCCAUUCCUUGUAAAGUCAUCGUUGACCACACAAUGACAACAAUGAAUUCAAACCUGUCUCUGGGUCUUUCCACUGAAAGUGUGGAAAGUAGCAUGGAAAUGCAGAACAGGCCGAUUAGGACUGAACCUGCUUUACAAAACAUAACAUGUCCGCAAGUAUCCGUCAUAAGUAGGCCAGAGCUACUUAGUCAUGAAAAUUUGGAGCCCAGCUCUGGUUUUAACAAUGGUCCAACCAAGCCAGAUGGCAAGCAUUUACAAGCAGUGUGUUCUGCUCUUCGAGAAGUGCCUCUUGGGCCUCAAGAUAAGCAGUUGGAUGUUGUUCCUUCUACCCAAGGUUUUUCAGAACAGUUUCAAGAUCCUUUAACUUUCAAGAGGGAAGCAGAAAGUAUCUGUACCAACCCAUAUAAUCCUAACAGCCGAAUCUGUUGGAAUGACAAUGAGGCAAUGAACACUGAGCAGUCUUUGGUCAGUCGUCUUAACCCAAGUAAGCAUAAGGAAUAUUCAGAAAGUAACUGUUUAAAAAAUGUGAAAACAGAGCCUUCAGGUUUGAUACAUCUGCAUGAGAUGCAUACAAGAAAUGUUGUGACAAGCAUAGCCUUGCCUGUUAAGUCAGAAGGAAGUGAAUCUGACAAAUGCUUUAGGAUGGAUACGGAAUAUUUUGUAAGACCUGAAAUGCCUGUGCAAACUGCAGAAAUAGCCCCAAGUUCGCAGCCAGCUCAGAACUCUAAGAGAUCUGUAACCAAUUCCAUGGAGCACUCUUUGGCACUGACAACAGAGACACUGAAAAGAGUUUCAACUGCUGGAACCUCAACUUGCCGCUUGUCAUCAGUAGAAGCCAAUAAUCCUCUAGUGACCCAGUUACUCCAAGGCAACUUGCCAUUGGAAAAAGUAUUGCCACAGCCCAGGUUAGGGGCCAAACUAGAAAUCAGUCGGCUUCCUUUGCCUUUGCAAACUACCUCCAGGUGUAAAUCAGCCACAUCCGAACGAAAUGCAAUUGAAAAUCCUUCCAGCUCCCCAAAUGCAGAUGGGAGAGAUUUUACAGCCGCAAAUAUACUCCCGCUGCAAAUCCGCAAACGUGAAAAUCAUCCCAAAAAGAGAGUAGCCAGGACAGCUGGGGAAAUUAAAUGUGAGCCUGGGAAGCCUUCAGUGGAUUCAGAUAUUAAAGUGGCUCCUUGUAUAAUCACUUCUAGCAUGAAUCAACUUGGACAUGGUCAGCUAUUUAAACAGGAGUGGCCAAGCAAGCACGCCAUUCAAAGCAGAAUAGCUCACAGUCCAGAGAUCAAGCAGCAGAAAAGGCCAUUGCCCUCAUGCAGUUUCCAGAAGAACUUAUUUAGUGUAGAGAAAAAUGGCAGCUUCCACACCGAAGUGAGCUCUUCCCAUCAGCCCCAUUUCUACCAAAUGCCAAUGGCUGCCCGAGGCCCUGUUACUACAGCCACUUUGAUGCAGGCAACUUUAAAAGCCCCAUCUGGCUGCGGUUCCUUUGCUUUCAGCAGGCACCUUGAGCAGAAGGCCCUGGGAGAGGCCAAUAUGUCUACAGCACCUCACCAGCUGAGACUGGCAACUGUUUUUUCCCCAAACGUUCAAAUUAAGGAAAGUGAUGACAUCCCCAGUGCCUCGCAAACUCUGCAGAAUAAAUCAUUAGUGCAUCCCCCGCCCCCUCCGCCCCCUCCCCCUCCCAAUGCAGAAGCUCCAUCUGAUCACAAACAACCAGGAGUUACUAUGGAAACCACCAAAAGACUUAGUUGGCCUCAGCCGGCAAAUGUCUGUAGCAAUAUAAAAUCAGAACCCGUUUCUUUGGAGGAAGGCUUAAACAGCAGCUGUGAGCUAGGCAUGAAACAAGCUUCCUACGAUCAGAAUGAAGUCAAAGAACAGUUGAAAGCUUUUGCAUUGAAAAAUGCUGACUUCCCUUCCUAUUUACUUUCAGAAUCACAGAAGCCUUUUGCCCCAUUAACUGCUCCAAAAAUACAGGCGCAGCAGCAGCAGCAGCGUGGAAAUUACCCUACAAUACACUUUGGUAGCACAAGUUUCAAAAGGGCGACCUCUGCCAUUGAAAAAUCUAUUGGGAUUUUAGGAAGUAGUUCAACCACAACUACAAACCUACCUAUUCAAAAUGCCCAAAUCCCAGUUCAGAAAUUUGCCGACAGCAGCAGUGCAGAUGAGUUGGAACUGAAAUGUUCUUGCAGGCUGAAAGCCAUGAUAGUAUGCAAGGGCUGUGGCGCCUUCUGCCACGAUGACUGCAUAGGUCCUUCCAAAUUGUGUGUAGCUUGUUUAGUUGUUCGAUAG
Protobothrops mucrosquamatus (brown spotted pit viper) is the source of this 6561-nucleotide messenger RNA. It is a transcript of the gene ASXL3, whose product is annotated as ASXL transcriptional regulator 3. Gene Ontology annotation, molecular function: chromatin binding; DNA binding; peroxisome proliferator activated receptor binding. Gene Ontology annotation, biological process: animal organ morphogenesis; positive regulation of transcription by RNA polymerase II. The transcript has 11 exons. NCBI's taxonomy places the organism in Eukaryota, Metazoa, Chordata, Lepidosauria, Squamata, Viperidae. Gene Ontology annotation, cellular component: PR-DUB complex. The record is from RefSeq and is a predicted model, not a curated record. Bases 22 to 6561 code for a protein of 2179 amino acids.